Messenger RNA from Salvia hispanica, 1406 nucleotides. Its product is annotated as HSP40/DnaJ peptide-binding protein. Gene Ontology annotation, cellular component: cytosol. Lineage: Eukaryota; Viridiplantae; Streptophyta; Magnoliopsida; Lamiales; Lamiaceae. Gene Ontology annotation, molecular function: protein-folding chaperone binding. The record is from RefSeq and is a predicted model, not a curated record.
AUAAAGCGCUUCAUGUUAUAUCUCAUUUGUUUGGCAUUUGAACCAUCUGAUUAAAUUUAUUUUCUUACUUUUCCUCGAGAGAUCUCUCUUGCCCUUCCCUCCCAUCAUCUUCUCUCUUUUUCCAGUCCCCCUGCAGAUGGGAGAUUCUUCAAAGUCACAAACAUCAAACUGGUAUAACAUUCUCGGAAUCCCGAAAUCGGCAUCCCUCUCAGAGAUUUGUAAAGCAUACAAAUCUCUGGUGAAGAAAUGGCAUCCUGACAGAAAUCCCUCCAACAAGAUAGAAGCUGAAGCCAAAUUUCGUUCCAUCAAUGAAGCCUACAGGGCCCUUAGCCUCAAGAAAAGAGAGGAAGACAUCCUCAAGAAUAGAGGAGGAGAAGGCAAUGCAUAUGGCGAACGUAAGCCCAAACACAAGAAGAAAAAGUCACACGAUUGUGACAAAGCCAACGGACUCCAAAUUUCCAAUCCAACCCUUCUUUCACGUACAACAAGCCGCACAAGCCCUCUAACCAGCCCCACAUUAUCCAGCAGGAGAAAUAAUAUACCUCCUGCUCCUCCCUUUGGAUUACAUCCUUUGUCCGUAGGAGACACGCCCACGACACCCUCCACGCCCGAAGACCUUGUCCCUUUAUCUAAAGUAGCUAGCCGGAGAUGCAGCACUCCCAUAUUCUUUUCACAAUCUGCAGCUCGUAUAAAACCUCCUCCUGUUCAGAAAAAGAUCGCAUGCACCCUUGAGGAACUGUGCCUUGGAUGUGUCAAAAAUAUCAAGAUCACAAGAGAUGCCAUAUAUUCAGGGUUGAUAGUUGAAGAGGAAGAGAUACUUACAAUCCACGUGCAGCCGGGAUGGAAGAAGGGCACGAAGAUCACGUUUGAAGGGAAGGGUGAUGAAAAGCCAGGGACUCUCCCUGCUGACAUAGUAUUCUCCGUUGUUGAGAAAAAGCAUUCGUUAUUCAGACGAGAUGGUGAUGAUUUGGAGCUUGUGUUGGAGGUCCCUCUUGUUCAAGCUCUAACGGGAUGCACCACUCCAAUCCCUCUGCUUGGAGGAGGCCAGAUGACGGUGUCCAUAGAUGAUAUCAUAUAUCCAGGAUAUGAGAAGAAAGUACCUGGACAAGGCAUGCCUAUUUCAAAAAAAGGUAAUAGAGGAAACCUCAGACUCAAGUUCCUGGUUGAGUUUCCAGCUGAACUCAGCAACGAUCAACGGGUGCAGAUAGUUAACAUUUUAGAAGGAUGUUCUUCAUCAUUCGACUAAUUUAGUGAACACCUGCGUUGUUUUCAAUCAAGAGAUGGAUCUCAGUAGACAUGUCCGAUCAUUACAUUGAUUGGGGUUGAGUCGUGUGAACGGCCUCUUUUUGUUUCAAGUGAUAGGCAUAUUGUAUCAUGAUGUACAUACUCUGUACCUUCAUCCAAGA